CUGACUUCUCAUAAUACCAAUUCUUUAAUUCCUCUGUUUUUUUUUUUCCAAAAUCUUACUUCUCCAUAUAAACCGCAACAAUUAAUAAGAUUUUUGAAGGCUCAACUCCCAACAUAACUAACUUUUCCAUUUUAUUCAUUUUAUAGCCAUGCACUUUCUGUUACCUUUUCUCCUCUUCCUUUUCUCUCUCCUACAACUACUCCCUCCAACCUUUCCCGCUAGAAAUUUUCCCCAACCCACCACUGUCUUAAACUUUGAUCACUCCACCGCCACCACCCUCGCCGCCCACUCCUCCGUCUACAACAACACCCCGUGGGGCGGUUUCGCUAAAUUCGCCAACCUCGAAAAAGGCAGCCACUUCACCGGCAUAUGUGAUCUCAAGACUUACUUCCACCACUUCGGCUACCUCCCUCCGCCGCCGGGGAAUUUUUCCGACGACUUCGACUCCGACCUCGAAUCCGCCAUAUUUAAUUACCAGAGAAACCUCGGAUUACCCGUCACCGGAAAACUCGACACUGAUACAGUUGACCUUAUCAUGGCCCCACGCUGCGGCAUGGGGGAUGAUCACACACGCGCCGCCGUGAAUACCACCACGCGCCACCUCCACACCACGCGCCACUACUCAUUUUUUAACGGGCAACCGCGGUGGAUGAGGUCUUCACCCAUGACUUUGACUUACGCUUUUUCACCAGACGGCAUGAUUGACUACCUACCACAAGAAGAAAUCAGGGCGGUGUUCUCACGCGCUUUCGGGCGGUGGUCCGAGGUUAUUCCAGUAAAUUUCACUGAGGUAGAAGAUUAUCGAACGGCUGAGAUUCAUAUUGGAUUUCAUAAUGGUGAUCACGGUGACGGAGAACCGUUUGAUGGAGUGUUGGGAGUUUUAGCUCAUGCUUUUUCACCUGAAAAUGGUAGACUUCAUUUAGAUGCAGCUGAAACAUGGGCCGUUGAUUUUCAAACGGAAGGAUCUAGGGUAGCCGUUGAUUUAGAAUCAGUAGCAACGCACGAGAUAGGUCACGUGCUUGGUUUGGCUCAUUCUUCUGUUAGUGAUGCUAUCAUGUACCCGAGUUUAAGACCCAGGAGUCGUAGAGUGGACCUUCGGAUUGAUGAUGUUGAAGGGGUACAAGCUUUAUACGGGUCGAACCCGAAUUUUAAUUACGGGUCUUUGUUAGAAUCCGACCAAGAAACUUUUAAUGGCGAAAACAGUGGUAGUGGUAAGGGAUCUGGAUUAUCGACGUGGUGGUUAAGUUGGACGAUUUUUCUCGUUAUAUUUAGUAUGACCACCUAAAAAUCGUGAGAAUAUAUAUUCAUUUAGAGGCUCGAAUGUGAAUAUCCAUCUUAAUGGGUUGUAGAAUGGGAAUCUUAUUACUUUUUUAUUCUUUUCCUUCUUUGGUUGUUACAAAUUUAUAGAAUAGGAAUUUUUUUAAUACUUGAUACUAGAUAUACUUCAUGGAAUAUAGAAAGUUCAUUCUUUUAUGACUUGCAUGUUUUAGAGGUAGUUACUAUAGAUUAGUACUUGUGUAUACUUUAUACCUUGUACAUUAUAAUUUAUAUGUUCGUUGAAUAAUACACACAGUGAUGCGGAUUUAGUUGUUA
This is a messenger RNA of Beta vulgaris subsp. vulgaris (sugar beet), 1593 nucleotides long. RefSeq names its product metalloendoproteinase 1-MMP. The transcript has a single exon. Bases 149 to 1285 code for a protein of 378 amino acids. Gene Ontology annotation, biological process: proteolysis; collagen catabolic process; extracellular matrix organization. Gene Ontology annotation, cellular component: extracellular matrix. The record is from RefSeq and is a predicted model, not a curated record. Lineage: Eukaryota; Viridiplantae; Streptophyta; Magnoliopsida; Caryophyllales; Amaranthaceae. Gene Ontology annotation, molecular function: metalloendopeptidase activity; zinc ion binding.